AUGGCCUCCUCGCCGCCGCCUGCGCAUGGCAUGAUGCCCUCCCACGAUGACAGUUCUGUCGUUGAAGCUGAAGCCACUCGCUCUCGGUUCUGCGGUGUUCGCGACUUUCUGGAUAAUGUUGACGCCUAUGUCACCACAUCGCGCCUCGGAUACUUCUUUCACCUCUCUGGUAGCGGCCAUCCUGACGCGAUUACCGGUUCGACCUUUUUUCGUGAAAUGCGCGCAGGUAUCACUACCUUUGCAACUAUGGCAUACAUCAUCGCCGUCAACGCUUCUCUGCUCUCGAUGACUGGGGGUACUUGUGUCUGUAACUUGGAGGAUCGACACGAGUGCGACAAGAUCGAUUCGUACAUGUCUUGCAAAGAAGAUAUUCGACGAGAUCUCGUCACUGCCACAGCUGCCGUCUCUGGCAUGUCCAGCUUCAUGUUCGGUCUUCUCACAAACCUCCCUGUCGCCAUCGCUCCUGGUAUGGGCCUCAACGCUUACUUCACCUUCCAAGUCGUCGGUUACAACGGAGAUGGCCCCAUUUCGUACCGCCUCGCCCUCACGGCCGUUUUUGUCGAAGGUAUCGUCUUUAUCAUCCUUGCUCUUACAGGUAUGCGCCAGUGGCUAGUCAAACUUAUCCCAGCAACCAUCAAGACUGCCACGGGUGUUGGUAUCGGUUUCUUCCUCACUGAGAUUGGUCUGUCUUACUCCGCGGGCAUUGGCGCUAUCACUCCUGGAAAAUCUACGCCUCUUGCACUUGGAGGCUGCCCUCAAGAGAUGCUUAAUGAGGCGGGUUUCUGUGUUGAGGGACAGAUGUCGAGCCCCAAGUUGUGGAUUGCUGUGUUUUGUGGCGGCAUUCUCACAGCCUUCCUCAUGGCUUUCCGCAUCAAGUAUGCCCUCAUCAUUGGUAUCGCCCUUGUUUCUGUCCUGUCUUGGCCCCGCAACACCCCUUUCACUUAUUUCCCAUACACCGACGAGGGAGAUCGCCGCUUCGACUUCUUCAAGCAAGUCGUCGUUUGGCAUCCGAUCGAAAGAACACUUAACGAACUCGACUGGUCCUUUGGCGGGUCAGCCUCUCAGUUUGCCCUCGCGCUCUUUACCUUUCUCUAUGUCGACAUCAUCGACGCCACUGCCACUCUCUACUCCAUGGUUCGUUUCUGUGGUGUUGUAAACCCCCGGGACGGUGAUUUUCCGCGCUCAACUCUCGCAUACUGCACUGAUGCCGCAUUUAUUUCCAUCGGCGCUUUGUUUGGAACUUCCCCUGUUACGGCCUUCAUCGAAAGCGGUGCUGGUAUAGCUGAGGGUGGAAGAACUGGUUUGACUGCGAUGGCUACUGGGUUGUGCUUCAUUGCUGCCGUGUUCUUUGCGCCCAUCUUUGCAUCUGUCCCACCUUGGGCAACUGGUUGCACACUGGUUCUGGUCGGCUGCAUGAUGAUCCGCCAAAUCACUCAGAUUAACUGGCGGUACAUAGGCGACAUCCUCCCCUCUUUCGUUGUCAUGACUUUCAUUCCCUUCAGCUACAGCGUAGCCUACGGUCUCAUCGCUGGUGUUUUCGUUUAUGCCGUUCUGAACGGUCUUAUCGGCCUUGUUGUGUUUGUUUCUCGCGGCUAUAUCGAGCCUCGUGAGUAUGAUCUCAAGGAGUACUGGACCUGGAGGGGCUCUGGCCGCGCGCCCUGGUUUGUCCGUGCCAUCCGCCGCCGCCGAAACACCGACAAUAGCGAUGAUGGUGAUGAGGACGGUCACGCGGGCGGCUCUGAUGUGGCAAUGAGAGACCUCGACUAUGGUGACCAUCGUGACCACAGCAGCUCUACGACUGGUGCAUCCACUGGCAAGGACGAGCACCCCGUGUCUCCUCCCCCUGGACGAUGGGGACGGUGA
Messenger RNA from Fusarium sp. VM40, 1863 nucleotides. Lineage: Eukaryota; Fungi; Ascomycota; Sordariomycetes; Hypocreales; Nectriaceae. The record is from the annotation of a GenBank genome assembly.